GCCUUUUCGUUCCUUCGUCCAAGUCAUGCAUACAAGCGCCCUCAUGCUUCGCUCACAAGCACGAGGAAGAGCACGAGCCACUUGUGUCGCGCUCAGCUCCAGCAGCAGGGUGUUGGUCUCAGCUACGCCGGCCGCAGCUCAGCCCACCGCGUACUGUGUCACUCCUGGUCUCACCUCUCACACUGCGUCACGCCGCUACGUCUCUUCCUCCUCCACCCCGCAAGCGACCAUUCAGCCCGAUCCACCACGCAAAGCACCAGUGAUCCAGACUCCCCUUCCCUCAAUCUCCUCGACGGUUGCACGUCUCCUUCCACCCUCAGUAGACUCCACCUCCCUUCCCCUGCCCAGGGAGCAGGCCGAAUCCCUCCUCGCACAGGUCAUCGACCAAGUACGCGCUGCAGCUGAUGCCAAGACGGUGCAAGAUGCUCGUGCCGGAUGGGACCAGAUUGAUAGCUCCGUGCGGGCCAAGCUACAGGAGCAGGGAGUCGAGGCGGCCAAGUUGACAGAUCUGGCUACAUUGGUCGUGACAGCAAGCAAUGAUCCUCGUCGACAUCCCAUUGCCUUCAAUCUCUACCGCAUCGCCUUUGGCAGUGAUCCUGCACAGCUGCCAGAGAUCAAGCUGGACACCGAACAGCUGUCUUCCACACGCACAGAAGCGGAGGUAUCGUCCAGCAACCAGGCUCCCUCCUCUGGAUCCUCCUCAUCGUCGUCAUCGACGUGGGGCGACUGGCAGUCAGCCUACCAUUGGGCGACGCUGAUCCUGUCAGGUCGCGCUCCACCUCCCCCGGGUACGAUGCUCCUCCUCCCUGGCGAGCAGCGAAGUGCGCAAGCUUCACACUCUUCCGCAGCCUACCGCGUGUUUGCUCACCUGGCAACGCAGGGUCACCCUCGCGGCAUCUUCGGCAUCGGGCGUCACCUCCUCAGCACACUGGAGCGAGGAGUAGACCCAACGAGUAUGGGAGCUAUGCCUUCUACGGGGGACCACCCACAGAGGAGCAGACAGGAGACUAUCGCUGAGGUGGAACGUCUGUACAGGCUGGCAGGGGAGGGAGGAGUGGAGGAAGCCUGGUUUCAAUUGGGAGCAAUUUACGUCGAAGGCAAGUGGGUGCGCAAGGACGAAGCACGGGCGAGGUCUUUCCUAGAAGAAGGGGUGCAGCGCGAUAGUCCUAGAGCUUGUGCCGCUUUGGCGCAGCUGCUGACCAGGGAGGUGCAGCUGCCUCUGGCGCCGAGCUCGUUGAGUGGUGGGAAGGGCGAGCAGGAUUUGAGUGGGCCUGCUGCUGAGGAGAGGGAGGAGAAGCUGGGCAGGGCGCUCGAGCUGUUGGAAAAGGGAGCAGAGCUUGGUUCGGCGGACUGUGCCUUUGCUGCUGGGAUGCGAUACCUGCUCCAGGAGGCGCAGCCUAGCGAAGGUGGUGGUCAGCAGCAGGUGGACCCCUCAACAAUGAUGGACACGUCGCUGGACCCUUCCUCAUCAGGCAAGGCAACCUCCUCCUCCUCUGCAGCCGACGCCGCCUCCCUCGCCCACGAAGCCCACCGCGCAAAGCAUGGCGUCUCUCCCUCGAACUCUCGUGCCUCUCACUGGCUGAAGCGCUCCGCCGACGGAGGCAACGCAGUAGCCAUGAUGAACCUCGCCCGCAUGCACCUCGAAGGUCGCGUACCCCCCUCUCCCACUCAGAACGACGGUGGUGACCCACGCAAGCUCCAGCUUGUCCAAGCGGCCGACCUCUACUCCAAGAUCCUCGCUAGGGCCAUGGGUCCCGAGGGACAACGGGCGAAAGCGCUCAAGGAGAUUCAGAAGAAGAUGGCUGAGCAGGCUAGCGGAGGCGCGAAGGGUGGGCAGGCGUCGACGUCCAGCCCGCAAGGUGUGCGUGAGCCUGGGCUUGGAGCAGGUGGGGCUACGGGACUGGAUGAUCUGGGGGCGAGGGCGGAGGAGGGGUUGAGGAUGGUGAGGGAGGAGAUGGAGAUGAUUGCGGGCGAGCAGAGAUGACGUGAUGCCAGAUAGAGAUAAAGGCGACCUCAAUCAGAAGAUGUGUGUUCACCGGAUGAGCAUGUGUAAUCUAUUGCAUCAUCUAG
Molecule: messenger RNA, 2070 nt
Organism: Jaminaea rosea
Lineage: Eukaryota; Fungi; Basidiomycota; Exobasidiomycetes; Microstromatales
Exons: 1
Coding region: 26-1984 (652 amino acids)
Molecular function (GO): protein binding
Source: RefSeq, a predicted model, not a curated record